GGCGAGCGGCGGCAGCGGGCUCCCAGUUCUGGCUGUGCAGGGCCUGCAGCCGAGGGGAGGCUGAGCGGGGCCUCGGCCCGGAGCGCGCGGGGGAGCCGGCGGCGGCGGACGGCUGGAGGAAGCGGCGGCCGCCAAGUCCAGAGCGGUGCUCGCCAUGGCGGGCGGGCCCCCCAAGGCCCUGCCGUCCACGGGGCCCCAGUCCCUGCGAGACGUGCAGCACCCGCUGGCCGGCUCCAGUAGCGAGGAGGCCAUGGGUGGCGACAGCACGCCCAGCCCGGACCUGCUGAUGGCCCGCAGCUUCGGUGACAAGGAUCUCAUUUUGCCCAAUGGUGGGACUCCAGCAGGCACUUCCAGCCCGGCAUCUUCAUCUUCCCUGCUCAACAGACUUCAGCUGGAUGAUGACAUAGACGGCGAGACCAGAGACCUCUUUGUCACAGUCGAUGACCCCAAGAAGCAUGUCUGCACGAUGGAGACCUACAUCACGUAUAGGAUCACUACCAAAAGUACUCGGGUGGAGUUUGACCUGCCGGAAUAUUCUGUCCGUCGCAGAUACCAGGAUUUUGACUGGUUAAGAAGCAAACUCGAAGAAUCCCAGCCCACGCAUCUCAUUCCCCCACUUCCUGAGAAGUUUGUGGUGAAAGGCGUCGUGGAUCGCUUCUCCGAGGAGUUUGUGGAGACCAGAAGAAAAGCGUUGGAUAAGUUCCUGAAAAGAAUUACGGAUCACCCCGUGCUCUCUUUCAAUGAGCACUUUAACGUCUUCCUGACAGCGAAGGACCUGAAUGCCUACAAGAAGCAAGGCAUGGCCCUGCUGACCCGAGUGGGCGAGUCCGUCAAGCACGUCACUGGGGGCUACAAGCUGAGGAGUCGGCCUCUGGAGUUUGCAGCCAUCGGCGAGUACUUGGAUACAUUUGCUCUCAAACUGGGAACCAUUGACCGGAUAGCCCAGCGGAUCAUCAAAGAAGAGAUAGAGUACCUUGUGGAGCUGAGGGAAUACGGACCUGUGUACUCCACGUGGAGCGCGCUGGAGGGGGAGCUGGCCGAGCCCUUGGAGGGCGUGUCGGCCUGCAUCGGGAACUGCUCUACCGCCUUGGAGGAGCUGACAGAUGACAUGACUGAGGACUUUCUGCCCGUGCUCAGGGAAUACAUCUUGUACUCUGACUCCAUGAAGAGUGUCCUGAAGAAGAGGGACCAAGUUCAAGCAGAAUAUGAAGCCAAAUUGGAAGCUGUGGCACUGAGAAAGGAAGACCGUCCCAAGGUACCAGCUGAUGUGGAGAAGUGUCAGGACCGGAUGGAGUGCUUCAAUGCUGACCUGAAGGCCGACAUGGAGAGGUGGCAGAACAACAAGAGGCAGGACUUCCGGCAGCUGCUUGUGGGGAUGGCUGACAAGAACAUCCAGUAUUAUGAGAAGUGCCUCAUGGCGUGGGAGUCAAUCAUUCCACUGCUGCAGGAGAAGCAGGAGGCCAAGUGAGCACCUUGUGGGUACAGAGACUCAGCUACCCACACAGGACGCGGCACCCCAGGCUGGAAUGUCCCCACAGUGCCAGAAAGGCGGCGUCGGCAAGCAACCACAGAAACCUCUCUCCCUUGUGUUCUUCUCCCUACCCCCUUCACCCCACAGUUGUUUUCAAUUCAUAUUUAUUCCCUGGUGGGGUCUAAGACCACCAAGCAUCUCAGCAGAAGCAGCAUACCUCCAUGCUGUGAAGGAAUCGAGGAGACAGAACUAGAGACCUGGAACCAAGGGACGCCAUGGCCUGCGACGGGGAAUCCCGUAUCUCAUGAUGAUGUCCCAUUUGGACAGCCGAGCGGCCCACUAUGGGGGACAGUCUGGGCCUUGCUUUUCCAGGACUGGAAAGAGGCAUGAACAUGAGGAAGCUGUUGCUUUCUUUUCACACGCAGUGGCCCUAGAGUUGACCUCGACUGGCCUCAGCAUAGAAGCGGGUGUUGACACCUCCGUGGCAAGUCCUGAAACAGCCUAUGGCCUAUAGCUGUCGAAUGUGAUCUGCUGCCUGCCUGUGCCGAGUGCUGAAUGCCAGCUGUUUGGUUCCUUCUGCUUCACACAGGACUGUCGGCAUCAGUGUGUCCACCUGCAGCCAUGCUUGAGCAGGCAAGCCAGUGUCCUUGUCCUGUGUGGUGCCUCGGGAAGCUCAGGUGAAUGCUGUGGGAACUUGAUUCUGACACCACAAUGCCAUAGAUGAGCAACUCUUCAUUGUGUGUAAAGUGAAAAAGAAAAUGGUG
This is a messenger RNA of Ochotona princeps (American pika), 2235 nucleotides long. RefSeq names its product sorting nexin family member 30 (gene SNX30). Gene Ontology annotation, molecular function: phosphatidylinositol binding; protein binding. The record is from RefSeq and is a predicted model, not a curated record. NCBI's taxonomy places the organism in Eukaryota, Metazoa, Chordata, Mammalia, Lagomorpha, Ochotonidae. Gene Ontology annotation, cellular component: cytoplasm. The transcript has 9 exons. Bases 155 to 1468 code for a protein of 437 amino acids.